AUGGAGCAACACGGUCGUGUUCUCCUGGAUCAACCUGAAGCAACUCUGUUGGGGAAAGGCCUCCUGGAGGGUGUUCUCAAGAGCGGCCAUGGCAAGGCGGACCCCACCAGUGAAGCCUCUCAAUUUGAGACGCCUAACCGAAUCAAAGGUGGAUGUGGCAGAUCCUCACAUUCGCCAAGGUCCAAGUCAGAUGACGACGGCAGCUUGAAUGAUUUGCCGUUUGGGCGGCGUUACGGGCAGUCUGGGCGGCAUGGGCAAGAACUUAUCCUUGAAGCCAGCAUGUACGAUCCUCACCCCAUUUUCGACACGCAGAUAUGGAAUGAGGAGGAAAGUGGGCUUUUGGAGGAGCGUUUGAGGCGGCAAGGGCGACUAGAAGGCCACAUCAGCCUAACAUGCCCCAUCCUCGCCCCGCCAUUUAUGCAAGACCAGCCGCGCCCAUGUGCUGAGGACCCUCAAAUAUCGGCUCAGAGUCAGCAGGAGAGUGGUCUCUUGGAGGAGCUAUUGAGGCGCCAUGGGCGACUUGAGGACCCCUUCCGAAUCCUGCCGCCCCUCAUGCACGACCAGCCUUACUACAAGCCUCCCCCACAUGCUGAGGACCUUCAAAUUCUGACUCGGAGUCAGCAGGAGAGUGGUCUCUUGGAGGAACUAUUGAGGCGCCAUGGACGACUUGAGGACCCCAUCCGCAUCCCGCCUCUCUUCAUGCAUGACCAGCCUCGCUCACCUUUCGAGGAGCUGCCUCAAGUCUCGGAUUCGGAAGCCGACCACCUGUUGAGGGGCCACAAGCAACUUGAGCGCCCCAUCCGCAUCCCGCCGCCCUUCAUGUACAGCCGGCCUUGCCCACCUUUUGAGGAGCCGCUUCAAGUCUCGGAUCCGAAAGCCGGCCAUGGGCAGCUUGAAGAUUCCACUGCUGUGGUGCCAUUGGGGAAUCCUCCUCCUCGCUUGCCGAUGCAGCUCCAAGCACCUGAGAUCUCACAUCAGAAAGAUGAUGGGCUGUUGGGGCAUCACGGGCAGCUUGAAGAUUCCAUUGCUAGGACGGGAUCGGGGUCUCCUCCGUCUCGCGUGCCCUUGCUACCCCAAGAGCCCGUGGCACUGAAGUCCCGUUCGACUGAUUCGUUGGAAAGAGCUGUGGCUGGGCUGCUUGAGGAGCAGCAGCGACAGCAGCAGCAGCAGCAGCAAGAGGCAGUGGAGAGCUGGAUCGUGCAUGCUUUACAUGCCUCCGCACCAGAGAGUAUGGUGGCAGUAGGCUAUGGUGGCGUCAGCACCACCGUUGAUGGAGAUCCGAUGAUAAGAGUAGCGAAUAACGUGGUAUCAGGCUCUGGAGGCAUCAAGAGCAUUGACAGAGAGGUAGCAACCACAACAGAGAAAACCACAAUGAGUAUAGUGGCAGCAAGCUGUGGAGGCACCAAUACCAUUGACAGAGACGGAGCAGCAUCGGCCCAGCAGCAUCUGGUGCAGCAGCAGCAGCAGGUGGCGACAACCAGCUGGGUGGCACAGGCUGAGCUAUCAGGGCUGGCUCUGCCGCCCGAUCUGAUCUGA
Molecule: messenger RNA, 1536 nt
Organism: Closterium sp. Naga37s-1
Lineage: Eukaryota; Viridiplantae; Streptophyta; Zygnematophyceae; Desmidiales; Closteriaceae
Source: the annotation of a GenBank genome assembly